AUGAUGCAGAACUACUGCCACGAGCUCGACUCAAUGAUUUUAAAGGCGGUACAAAAUGAAGAAGAGUACAAUCGCCAGAUGGCCGGGGAGCCACCGACCCCUGGACUGACGAUGGUAACCUUGGAUACGAACUGGAAGAUUAUCAACGAUAUACAUUUGAGAAUUCUCUCGGCGCUGGAGAAGCUAUCGACAGAGUGGAUUAGCCGGUUUGUUACCCAGAAGGAGACCGAAGAGCUGGGAGCUCAACCAGCAGGGGAGGUUGAGGAGCUUAUUGCAGACUUGUCAUUACAAACCCUCCCUAACACUAUCUUUGGCUUUCCAGACUUGGACUUUGCAGAUUCACCACCUCCACAGUCGCCUAAAAAGCCGACCAAGGACUCAGGCCUCGAGUGA
Messenger RNA from Colletotrichum truncatum, 393 nucleotides. RefSeq lists its product as uncharacterized. Lineage: Eukaryota; Fungi; Ascomycota; Sordariomycetes; Glomerellales; Glomerellaceae. The record is from RefSeq and is a predicted model, not a curated record.